GGUCGGCGGGUGGUGGGACUGGGAUUGGGUCGUUGGGUGGUGGGACUGUGUCAGCGCGUGCUGGGACUGGGUGAGAGGGUGGUGGGACUGGGUCGCUGGGUGUUGGGACUGGGUGAGCGGCUGCUGGGAAUGCGUCAGCGGGUGCUGGGACUGGGUCAGCGGGAGAUGGGACUGGCUCAGCAGGAGGUGGGACUGGGUCGGUGGGUGCUGGGAGUGGGUAAAUGGGUGGUUCGAGUUAGUCGGUCGGGGGUUUGUGUGGGUCGGUCGGUGUGUUGGGUAUUCUUUGUCAUGGCGCGGGGUGCGUCCUCCAGUUCGGCAUCGACAUUUUUGUCGGAAGACGUAUACUGGAAUUACGACUACUCGAGUCGUUAUCCAGGCCAGCCGAAGCGGCCGUCGGACGAUGAGCUUUUAGAAGUGUGUGGCGAGCGUUUGGGUGAUGAGUCUGGGGUGAGAUGGUCGUUUGACGAAAUGUUGCAAUUGUUGUACAUGAAGCAGCAGGAAGUGACUGCUUUGAAAAUGUUGCUUGACCGGCAAGAGAAAGAGCAUCUGGAGGCGUUGGAAAGGACGUUGAACGAGAUCAGGUUGGGGCCAUGCGAGGGGGCAGGGGGUAGAAAGAGGGCGAAGCAAGAAGAGAAGGGGGCCGACAGGAAAAGAGGAACAGAUAUGGCCGUAGAGGGAAAACGUGUGGAUGAAAAUCUGAAGUUGCGCUCGAUUUACACUGUUCGCUGUCAUACGCUGGGAUCACUGAGGGACAUGGUGGUGAACCUGCACAGCAACAGGGACGAGUCACUGUUGCAAAACAUGAUUCGUUGGAGGGAGAGGGCGGUAAGUUUAGAUAUCCAGGUUAGAAAGUUGUUGACCAUAUCUGACACCCGUGGGGACAUCUAUGUGCUUGCCGGUGCGUUGUUCAAACGUCCGAAGGAGAGUACAAUGCAGGAGAUGGAAAAGAGGGAUGCGUUGAGUGCUCAUAGGUGUCUGGAGGGGCUGGCUGAGACGUUUCUCCAGAGGGCGAUAAUGGCUGAGGUGCAAACUGCGCUCAACUUCCCGUUGACAAAGCGCCAGGAAGAGGGUACCAUGGAGUGUCUGUUCAACCUGUUGCUUCGGUCAAUGCGAUGCCGCCAGCGUUUGGCAGAUAUGAUUUCCGCAGAACAGUCGGUAACGGAGGAUUACAAACUCACCCUGCAACAGGCAGCGGAUUUGGUACGUAUGAAGUCAAUGCUGGGUCAGACUCUACUUCUUUCCGCGCGGACACGGGAUGCAACGCAAGGUGAGAAAAAGGAGAUUGGAAUCCUGAUUGUGGAGUUGUUGCUGCUGCAAAAGUCGCAUGCAAAGCUGCAAAAAGAGUAUGCUUACCUGCAUGUCCUUCGCUGUCUGGAACGGCGUGCACAUUGUCCGAAGUGCGGGUGCACAUUGGACGAAAUACGGCCACACGAUCCGGAGGCAAGGAAAACGAGAUGCGAGAAGAUCCGGGAGCGGAUCCUUGAGGUGAACAACGCGCAUGGGCGGAGUGUGCAAGGGGUGCGGCCAAGUUAUUCGUUGGAGUCGUCGUUGGAGUCAAAAUUCACAGGGAGGGAAGUGCGCAAUGCGCUGCGAGAAUACAGAAAAUCCAUAGUUGAGAUGGGAGAGAGGCUACGGAGUAUUGACACAGAGCGCACAGAGUUUGUGGACAACAUGUACGCCGAGGUUGUGAUUGGUGGUGACGUUGUGAUCGAUCACCAGCCGGGGGAGGGUCCCCUAGUGUAUGAUGCGAUGGCACGCGUGCGUGGGGAGGACGGCAUGCCUGGUUUGAUUCCGGUGUGUCCCUCGGGGCUUGGACUGGGUCCGUGGGUGCUGGGACCGGGGACAGGGUACGUGGGUGCUGGGACCAGGGAUGUGCGAACUGGGACUGGGUCCGUAGGUGCUGGGACCGGGGAUGUGCGAACUGGGACUGGACGCGUAUUUCAGCUUCCACUGGAAAUGGAGCGGGAGCCGUCGUGUGUGCCGCAAAGUGUGCGAGCUGCCUCCUCUGCGGCUGGCAACCUCGACGGGCUCGAUCCGCAGGGGAAGUCUGUGCCUGUUGAAGGUGGGGUGGGGGGGGUGUCGUGCGAACCUGUGCGGAAGGAGAGCGCGAGAUUGUCACGACGACAGCACAGUCUUAUAUCUCAACUUGCCCGACUGAAGCCGCCGGCUUCAGCGGCUGUUGUGUGGACUUCGGGCGAUGGUCCUGUGAGUGGUGGCAACUCAGGUGGCUCGGUUGGACGGGGGUUGGCAUCCAGCGCGGCCACUGCGCGUGCGGUGCGACGGUUGAGAGUGUCAAGCUGGCGAAAGCGCAGGGCGUCGACACCUGGCGAGGGCGCACAACACCGGUCGGACUUGGAAAGACAUGCGCCUGCCAUUGAGGAAGGGGGCGAGGGGGCCGAGGAACGUCACGUCGAUACUGGAAGUCGUUCGGCGGUGGACGUAGCCGUGUUACGUUUCGGGUCCGUGUCCCGCGCAUCCGAUGUGGUGGCUGGUGCGGUGCCGCCGCGUUGCGCGAUCGUGAACCAUGCGCAGAUCUUGGGCAACGUGGGCACCGUCGAUCCAUACAGCCUCGGGGAACAUUCCCCUUGCCAACAUUGCGGUGCUCUGCUUUGGAGGCAUGAGCAUGCGUGGAAAACGAUUUGCUGUAAACAAGGCAGGACGAAGUGCCGAUUGUGGGAGAUGCCGGAGGCAGGAACUGCGGCACACUCGGUGCUGUCGCUGUGGACAGAGGACUCUCGCGAGGGCAGGCUUUUGAGGGCAAAUUCGCGUAGGUUCAACAACGCAUUGUGCCUCGUGUCUGCGCACAUGAGGAAAGCGGAGCAGGGAUUGCGAGGAUUCGAAGGGCAGUUGAAGAUCCAAGGGCCUGUGCACCACUGUCUUGGGCCCUUGGAGCCGGAGCCGGAGCCGGAGCCUGGCCAGAAGCCGCAAUUCGCACAAAUGUACAUUUACGACCCUACUGAGGUGGAGGCUCUUACGGACAUGCGAGUGGACACGAUGCGCCUUCCCGACAACACGACAGAGUGCGAGAUCCGCGCAAUUCGGCAGUUGGUUGCUCGCCUUCACGGACUUCUGCUGCUAUGCAAUCCGUAUGUGCGUGACUUUAUAACGUAUCACGAGAUGCCUGGUGCGCACCGGGACGGGGUUAGGAUUGUUAUUAACCCCCACACGCGGCCAAGCGGUGAGCAUGAACGGCGGUACAACAAACCGGAAGGCCUGCUAGAGUUGUGCGUGCUGAUUCCGGACAAGUUGUUGCCGGGUGAGGUGGAGGUGCGUUGUCGACCGGAGCGCAACGCAGGUUGUGCGGUGACAAAGGUUGCCGAUGACAAUAGGGCGUACGAUCCUUUGCAUUAUGUGCUUUUGUUUCCGACUGGCGAGGAUGGUUGGGACAGACUACCCGACACUUCGAAAGGGAACCCCAACAGCAUCACCGCCAAACAAUUUUAUGCGUUCCAUCUGCAUGAGAGGUGUGGCGAGCGUACGACCCUGCUUUGCGCGAAGCGAUUGCUUCAAGAGUACUGCUGCAUGGCAUACGCCAAGGUUGAGACUCAUCGCUUGGCGAUUGCUUCAAGACGUGCGUACCCGGCUCAGGGGGACCUCUUCUACUUGCGCAUCCUCCUCGGGCAUGAACAUUCUCGUGGCGCGACGUCUUUCCCUGCGUUGAGAACGGUGGAGCACGGGGAGUUGGCCACGUUCCGAGAAGUUUGUCAGCGCCUCCACCUUCUUGAUGACGACUCGGAGUACGACAAGGAUAUGGAAACGGCGGCUCUUCAUUACAUGCCGCACCAGAUCAGGCAAGUGUUCGCCAUGCUGCUUGCAUACGGGCCUGUGUCUGACCCCAUGGCGCUGUUUUUUAAGCACUGGCAGCCCAUGUGUGAGGACUACGUGAGGAAGCUGAGGGGCAUGGGUGUCGCGCCGGGGGUUCUGCAAGCGUUGGCGUUGUUGGACAUUCACGUUCAGCUGCUGGACAUGAAAACGACUAUGGGAGGUGUUGGUUUGGCGUUCCCCGACCCGGAAGCGCAGCGCGUUGCUGAGGAGCUGUGCGCUCGGAUUCUCCUUGAGGGCUUGCCCGAACUGAUCCGAGAGGAGCUCAGUUACGACAGGGCGGAUAUGGAGAGGCAGUGGGGAGCAAACUACCCUUUGCUUCGCCCUUCGCAAAAAGAGCUGGUCGAUGGCGUUAUGUCCGCUGUGCUGAACAGGAGUCCGCUGUGCGUUUUUGUGGAUGCUCCCGCCGGAACGGGCAAGACGUUUUGCAUUAACACCAUACUUGCUCGCGUGCGUCGGCAUGAAAACUGCAUCGCUUUGGCGGUCACGUCCAGCGGAAUAGCGUCGCUUCUGCUUCCCGGCGGACGAACGUUCCACUCGCGGUUUCAGGCGCCUAUUCGGCCGGAUGCUAAGAAAGCUUUUCCUAUUCGAAGACAGGGGGAACUUGCGCGCCUGAUAAGAAUGUGCAGCCUUAUAGUUUGGGACGAGGCACCGAUGACGCACCGCGCGCAGUUGGAAGCUCUCAACAUCACCCUUGCAGGAUAUCUGCAGGUUUUGCCGGUGGUGAGAAGAGGCAGUCGGGCAGAGCAAAUCAGGGCUUCCAUAAAAUCGUCGCCAUUGUGGGAGCACUUCAAAACGCACAGGCUACACGAGAACAUGAGGGUUCUGCAUUGUGGCGAUGAUGAGAUCACAAGAAAGUUCGCUGCUUUCCUGCUGCGUGUGGGUGACGGGGAGCACGACGUCGUGGACCCUGCGGAUCCCGAGACAAUUGAGCUGCCGCCGGAGAUAUGCAUGGGCCCGGAUCUUGGUGCACUCAUUGACUGGAUGUUUCCCGACCUCGGUCGGCAUCUUCACAACCCCGACUACCUCACGGGGAGGUUCGUUUUGUGCCCCAAGAACGACGCUGCGUACGUUAUCAAUAAUCUCAUUUUGGAUGGUCUCCCUGAACCGGACAUCGUCUACAGGUCACUUGACAGCGCACCUACGGACUCGUACGGUUUGAACGUUCCCGUUGAGUACCUCAACAGCUUGAGUUGCUCCGGCUUCCCGCCGCAUGUGCUGCGCAUAAAGGAGGGGGUUCCGGUUAUGUUGCUGAGAAACAUCUCUGUGCAAAUGGGCAUGUGCAAUGACACUCGCCUGAUUGUCAACAAGUCCGUGUCUGGGCGGCUCAUCGAAGCCACGAUUCUGCCCAGUCGUAAGAUCGCGGUAGGUGUGGACAUUGGGGAUUUAUCUGGGGAUGAGUCGACCGAUUCCCGGGAGCGGGACCGAUCGYCGCCGGCCGAACUUCGCGGUGGAUCGGAUGGAGCGCCUGCUCGCUAUGUCGGGCAGUCGAGUCCAUACGGUGUGUCGGCAGGCAGGUCACCGCUCCCCUCCACAACUCCUGUGGCCGCUGUCCGGAUGAAUGCUGAUUGCGCGGGUGGGCACGGGGUGAGUAAGGAGGCGUGUGAAAUCGAUACCGGCACCGGCAACUUACAAACGCCGUUUACGGCGUCUACAAAGUGCGUCCGAACGUCCCAGCCGGAUGGGACUUCGGCCUUUGUCCCCUACAUUCGACCUUCCCAAUCCUCCACUUCGGCUGUGCAUGAUAGAGCUCCGCAUUUGCGACCGUUCGGAUCUACUCCGGCAUGCGGAAAUUGCGGGCCGGUGUCAGUGUUUGCAAUGCCGCCACGCGAGGUCGUUGUAGGGCCCAGUUUGACGUCGGACGCUGCGCAUAGACCCGAUGCUUCAUCCUCGCUUGCACGGAGAGGGGCAACUUACUCCGGCCAGUCCGAAAAUGUAGUCGUGGGCCCGAUGAUCACACCAUCCUACGGCAGCAAUGGUUGUUGGCCCGGUACGACAAUGGUUUAUCACGACAUAAACUCCUACGAUCCGCCUAUCUGGUUGGAUGCGAAAAGGACUGUCAUUCUUGACCGCAAGACGCAGAGGAUAGUCGAGUCUUGGAYGGACAUUCUCGACAGGGACGAUUACGUGCCGUUUGAGAUCUAUAGGUACGCUAGAUUGGAUGAAAUUGCUUCACGUCUGCCGGACGUGCCGAGGGCAUCACGUCCUUAUGCCAAGGCGUGUCACGGAGAUUGCCCGAUUGCCACAUAUGCACCCCCCGUGCACUGGGUUUCGCAGGCCUGCAUCCGUAUUCGAACUCGCAGGAUAGCAGAGGCCUCUGCUGCGUGUGAUUACGCACAUGGCCGGUCGCCAUUGACGUUCAGCAAGCCGGCAGACAAAUCUCCGAUGACUCCAGCCUUCACCACACCUGCUGCGCGCCGUGUCCAGCGUAGUUUGUUUCUCCCUGCGACACCCCCGCCUUUCCCUCUUCCCGCAGCCGACCGUGAGGCCGGAUCCUCCGCGUCCAAACACCGUUCUGCGCAGCUUUCCGCAGGGCCAUCUGCGUGGAUCGAAUCGCUGUCUUCUGUUGGUCCUCACCGCACGAUCUCUGCCCUCUGCGCGAUAGAGACUUCUCACAGGUUGCAACAGAUAGGUGCUGUGAUGGCUGCAGAGAACGAAGCCGUCGAGGACUGGAGUGCUGUUGAGGCCAUGAUGUUCGUGGAUUAUUGUCGCCAAGGUCACAACAAGGUCGCCACCUUCGAACAGUACAAGACAGCUGCGGCCUCCUACAUCGCCAAGGUCAGCCAAGAAUGACGUGCGUACCAG
This is a messenger RNA of Chara braunii, 6627 nucleotides long. Lineage: Eukaryota; Viridiplantae; Streptophyta; Charophyceae; Charales; Characeae. The record is from the annotation of a GenBank genome assembly.